AUGUCGAUUUCUUGGCUGGGUUUCCAAGCGAUUCUAGCGUUCAUAUCCAGCAUUCCGUCGUCUGUAGCUUUGGAUAACGGUGUGGGACGUCUUCCAUUCAUGGGUUGGAACACCUGGAAUGCGUAUUUUUGCAACAUCAACGAAACCCUCGUUUUGGAAUCAGCGCAAUAUUUGGUGUCGUUAGGCCUCGCCGUGAGUAAUUCAACGUCACCUCUGCUGCAUCACUUCAACAACAUCGACCAGGAUCUAGGUUACGAGUAUGUGAACAUAGAUGAUUGCUACGCCGAGAGGAAUCGAAGCUCUAGUGGCGACAUUCUUGCCAGCGCGGAUCGUUUCCCUUCAGGAAUGAGGAAUCUCACGGAUCAAAUACAUGCGCUAGGACUGAAAACAGGAAUCUACAGCGACUCUGGAUGGUUCACUUGCCAAUUAUACCCGGGCUCAUACCAGAACGAAGAUAGAGAUGCAAGGCUCUUUCAGCAAGAAUGGGGCUUUGACCUUCUAAAAUUUGAUAACUGUGCCGUACCCUUUGAUGACAUAAUCAAGGAAGGCAUGGUUGGCAAAUAUUCGCGAAUGGCAGAAGCAAUCACCAACCUUGCGGACGAGACAGGCAAUCCGCCAUUAUUGUUUUCCAUAUGCGAAUGGGGCCGACUUCAACCGCAGUUGUGGGCGAGACGAUACGGACAGUCCUGGAGGAUGACAGACGAUAUCGGCGCGAAUUGGGCUUCGAUCGCUAGCAUUAUCAAUUCGAUCUCUUUUCAUUCGUGGGCGUCCGAUUUCUACGGCCAUAAUGAUUUGGAUAUGCUUCAAAUUGGCAACGGCGAUCUCAACUAUGAAGAAUCCAAAACCCAUUUCACUGUUUGGAGUUUGGUCAAGUCUCCACUCCUUAUCGGAACUGAUCUUUCUACAGUGUCCGAGCAAAGUCUGAGCAUCUUCAAGAAUUCUGAAAUCAUUGCUAUUAACCAAGACCCAGUCGUCGGUACUGGGGUGGUACCAUUCAGGUGGGGGAUCAACGCUGACUAUACUUUCGAUCCUACACAUCCAGCUGUGUUCUGGAGCGGAGAAAGCCAGAAUGGGACGGUCUUCAUGCUGAUCAAUUCUUUGGACGAACCAGCAGACCUCUUCUUCAACUUGACAGAAUCUCCAUGGAUUCGUGCUGGUAGACAGUAUUCUGUUAGGGAUUUAUGGAUGCACACGAACAAUGGGACCGCCGUCCGUAACUUCACUGCUACAGCCGUCCCACCACAUGGAGUCGUAGCUCUUUUAUUGAAGGAUGCAGGCGAUGAGCCGAAAGGUCUACUGCCGAAGUGUGCUUUCUACGAGUGGUGGUCGGAUACGUGGUGUAUCGACCGGAAUGGUACAAGGGUGCCGUCUUGA
Molecule: messenger RNA, 1374 nt
Organism: Guyanagaster necrorhizus
Lineage: Eukaryota; Fungi; Basidiomycota; Agaricomycetes; Agaricales; Physalacriaceae
Product: glycoside hydrolase family 27 protein
Exons: 22
Coding region: 1-1374 (457 amino acids)
Biological process (GO): carbohydrate metabolic process
Molecular function (GO): hydrolase activity, hydrolyzing O-glycosyl compounds
Source: RefSeq, a predicted model, not a curated record